GUGCUUCUCUCUGGCUUGAUUGGAGUGGUGUCCUGGAAGAGGCCGCUGUCCCUGGUGAUCACCUUCUUCAUGCUGCUGUCCGCCGUGUGCGUCAUGCUCAACCUGGCUGGAUCCAUCCUAUCCUGUCAAAACGCCCAGCUGGUCAACUCUCUGGAGGCCUGUCAGCUGAUCAAGUUUGACAGUGACGGAGUGUGUGAGUGUUGCGAGCUGCAGCACCAGAGCUCCGGCUGCAACAACCUGGGCGAGACGCUGAAGCUCAACCCCCUGAGGGACUGCAACACCAUCCGCUUGCGUCUCAAGGAGCUGCUCUUCAGCGUGUGUGCCCUGAACGUCAUCUCCACCAUCGUCUGUGCCCUGGCCACCGCCAUGUGCUGCAUGCAGAUGGUGUCUGCUGACGUCCUGCACAUGUUCAUGCCACGCCGGUCACGUUCCAUGAAUGCGGACUGCAUGACCCCCCACGGCACCAUCCUGCACCAGACCCUGGACUUCGAUGAGUUCAUCCCUCCAAUUCCCCCACCCCCCUACUACCCUCCAGAGUAUACCUGCACCCCGGUGAUGGAGCCCCAGAGGGGACUUCAUCUGGACUUUCCCCACUCUCCGUUCAGCGCCAUCUACGGCAUGCCCAUCAACAGCCCUGGGACACUGUACCCCUCGGAGCUGCCUCCCCCCUACGAGGCCGUGGUGGGCCAGACGCCAGCCAGUCAGGUCACCACCAGUAUGGAGCAGCAGGCCACCGAGUCCAGCCUUUGUGAGAGAAACACUACAGCUGGCUUCAGCACACAGGCCUCGGUGGACAGCGCCUCUCUGAUGGUGUCAGAGUUAGCCGAGCUGCCGGACCACAGCUGCUCCUCCGAAGACCUUUGUUCCCUGGAGGUGCAGGGAUCCCUGCGCUCCCCCUCGGACCUCUCUCCCUGUGGCGCACCCAACGCCGGUCCGAUGGAAGGCAGCGUCACCAGCCUAGAGAACAGUGUACCCAGCUCGUUGAAGCACCAGCCCCACAGUGAGGUCCACACCCAGGAGUGCUCGCCCGACUGCUCAUUGGACAACAUCAGCACACUGGGGUGGGAGGAGCCAGCCAGGGCCACGCCUAUGCAUUCCAGAGAGAAAGCCAAUAGGAUGCUAGCCCGUCCACCUCCUCUUCGUCCUCCUCCUGCCUCCUCCUCUGCUUCCACAGUCCAGUCAAGUGCAGCCCCAGCCUCUGUCCCGCCUGCCUACCCCUCUCCCUCCCCACCACCCCGACAGCGUGGACACAGGCUGUGCUUCAGCGUGUGGUCCCCCUCAUCCUCUUCCUCAUUCUCCUCAGCAUCACAACCCCCCUCGGGUCCCACGACCAGCUGCUUCUCACCCCCCGAGAAAACCCGUUCUGCACGGUCCGCCAGGAGGUAUCAGCUGGCCCGAAUUGUGCGUUCCACCAGUGACCCCAUAUCCUGUUCGUCCGUCUCUAGAACAAACAGCUGUGCAUCCUCUGUGGCUCCACCUGCUGGACAGUUCGCACAGACCCCACCUGAGCCAGAUGCACUCUCUAAACACGACCCUGUGCUGGAGACCAGUAGGAGACCAGAGAAACCAAUCAGCCUUGCUAGCGGGACAAGGAAAGACGACGGCAAGGAGGUCCGACUCAAGCCCCGGCUUCGCCACGCCACGUCCGGCGAGCGGCCGCACUCCUUAGCCGACCUCAAGGCCUACAAGGACACAAAAAUACUGGUGGCCAAGUUUCUGGAGCACUCCAGCUGCAGUCUGCCCCCGGAGGUGCAGCAGGUGGUCAACAGCAUCAAGUUCGUCAUCAAGUCUGACGAGAGACACAUGGAAGAGGCCAUAUUCAGUGCCAACGUCAUCGAUCAGAUGAUGACACAAUCCCAGCAUCAUGGGAGAAGCGACCCCUGGAAGCAUGCCCAUGAGGACCUGCAUCUACAGAGCUGCGGCGCGCUGAGUUCCUCCGCUGUUUCCCUGCGCUCUUCCCGUGCCCCCCCCACUGCUGGGGCUGCAGGGACCCCCCCAUCUGACCAUCCCCACAGCCCUGUCAGCGUGUGCCGAGAGACCAUCCUCUGACCACCCCCGAGCAGCCGGAAGACAUGCCUCUAAUGACCCCUGGCUGCAUGCUGUAGGUGAGGCCAGGAGCAAACCAGCCACCUCUGGCAAUGGAGCCCAGCACAGGGCAAAUGCUGCCUCCUUGUGGCUGCCAGAGGUACUCCCUCAGUGACCUUCCCCAUGUUCCUAUUAUGUAAAUUAACUGUUGAUCAAUGUGAAUAACCAACAAAGCCAAGUGAGCAAGAACACUGCUUUUAAAAACAACAAUAAAAAAAAUUAAACGCAA
This is a messenger RNA of Paramormyrops kingsleyae, 2314 nucleotides long. Lineage: Eukaryota; Metazoa; Chordata; Actinopteri; Osteoglossiformes; Mormyridae. The record is from RefSeq and is a predicted model, not a curated record.